Microdochium trichocladiopsis is the source of this 2466-nucleotide messenger RNA. RefSeq lists its product as uncharacterized. Gene Ontology annotation, biological process: protein ubiquitination; rescue of stalled cytosolic ribosome. The transcript is spliced from 2 exons. The record is from RefSeq and is a predicted model, not a curated record. Bases 1 to 2466 code for a protein of 821 amino acids. NCBI's taxonomy places the organism in Eukaryota, Fungi, Ascomycota, Sordariomycetes, Xylariales, Microdochiaceae. Gene Ontology annotation, molecular function: ribosome binding; ubiquitin protein ligase activity.
AUGGAAGCUCUUUCAGCGCAAGCUGGCGGCGGCCGCCCACCCAAUGCUAGAGGCCGAGGUGGACGGGGCCGCGGCCGAGGCGGCAACACCGGCAACAGCAGCAGUAACAACAACAGCAGAGGAGGACGCGGAGGGUCCAGGUCGCAGCAACAAAGUGGCGGCGAUGCUUCGGCGGGACAAUCUGCGGCAGACCCGGCUUCCCUGCCGAAAGCACCUGUCACAGUCCCGGUAGCUGCCGACGCCGCCGACGGCGAAGACGACCUAGAGGCCGAGGUGUGCUUCAUUUGCGCCAGCCCUGUCAUUCACCAGUCUGUCGCGCCCUGUAACCACCGCACCUGCCAUAUCUGCUCAUUGCGGAUGAGGGCGCUAUACAAGAGCAAGGAGUGCGCGCAUUGUCGGACACUGGCACCUUUUGUCAUUUUCACCGAUGACGGCACGAAGCGGUACGAAGACUAUAGCGAGGCGGAUAUCACCACCACCGACGAUAACAUCGGCAUUCGGUAUGCGAAGGAGGACAUCGUGGGCGACACGGUCCUGCUGCUCCGCUACAACUGCCCGGAGGAAUCCUGCGACUUCGCCGGCCUCGGCUGGCCAAACCUACACAAGCAUGUCCGGUCCACACACAACAAGAAGAUGUGCGACCUGUGCACGCGCAACAAAAAGGUCUUUACGCAUGAGCACGAGCUCUUCACCGACAAGGAGCUCGAGAAGCACAUGCGCCACGGCGACGACAAGCCCGGAGCGAUCGACCAGACCGGCUUCAAGGGCCACCCGUUGUGCGCCUUUUGCGGCUCGCGCUUUUACGAUGCCGACAAGCUCUACGAGCAUUGUCGUGAGAAGCACGAGCGGUGCUUCCUGUGCGACCGCCAGGAUCCCCGGCAACCGCACUACUACCGCGACUACAACUCGCUCGAGGACCACUUCAAGAAGGACCACUUCCUGUGCUACGACCGCGAGUGCCUCGAGAAGAAGUUUGUCGUCUUUGGGUCCGAGAUGGACCUCAAGGCGCACCAGCUUGCAGAGCACGGCACCACGCUGAGCAAGGACGUCAGGAGGGAUGCGCGCCACGUAGAUAUCUCUGGUUUCGACUACCGGCAGCCAUACCAGGAGCCUACUCGGGGAGGCCGGGCAGGCCGUGGCAGAGGAAGGGACAACAGAGAUGGUGGCGGCGGCGAGCACGCUGGGCGAGAUGGCCGCAGGGGUAGGGACCCUAAUGCGGAGCCCAUCCCAGCCAGCUCGGCGCAGCCACUGCGGCGUGAUGAGCUGGCGUUCCAGCGACAGAUGGCCAUUCACUCCUCCCAGUCCGUAUCAACUCGCACAUUUGGCGGUCAGCUCUCGUCCGCGAACCCGACGCCAGCAGCGGCCUCGGCACGGAACAAUGCCGCUCCAGCGGGAGCUGCCGCGGCGGCUGGCCCUCCGACUGCUGCUCUCGAAGGACUCGCGAUAUCUGAAGCAAAUCUGACGCCAGAAGACCGGGCCAGACAGGUCCGGCACGGUGCCGUGCUCGAACGCGCGGCGAAUCUCCUGCAGAACGACCAGAACAAGCUCAACACUUUCAGAAACCACAUCUCCUCCUACCGCCAAGGCAAGCAGACCGGGACUGCCCUGAUCGAUGCCUUCUUCUCGUUAUUCUCGGACACCUCCGCUUCCGCGCUGGGCACGCUGGUACGGGAAGUCGCCGACCUGUUCGAGGACAAGGCCAAAGGCGACGGCCUGCGGAAAGCAUGGAGCGACUGGCGCGCCAUCAACGAGGACUACCCGGCCCUGCCGGGGCUCGGCGGCAUGCACGGCGCCACGACGUCCAACAGCGGCUGGGCGUCUGCCGCGUCUUCCACGCCGGCGCAGACCUCGGCCGGCGGAUCGGCCGCCAGUAACCAGCGCCACACGACGCGCGUGCUCAAGCUCAAGAGCUCCACGCAACAGUCCCGCAGGUCGAGCAUGGGCCAGGCCGGCGUCCUGAUCCCCACGACUGCGGCACCGCGGCCUCCACCGCCCGCGAGCGCGACUUCUGCUUUCCCAUCCCUACCGUCGGCAGGUAAUAAGUCUAACGCCAAUGCCGCCGCCGCUUCCCGCGCCACGGCCAACGCGCUCUGGGGCGUCAGCAACAACAGCAACAACGGCUCGUCGUCGUCGCCGUCGUUCUCACAGCCAUCCUCGACAUCAUACAGUCGCCCACCGCCAGUGCGCAACACGAACCGCGGCGGCGCAGGCGAGGACGCCUUCCCUGCGCUGCCCGCGGCGCCCAAGCCGACGACCACGAUCUUCGGGUACGGCCGGGGCGCGGUGCGCCGGGAUUUCGGCGGCUCGUCGCGCGAGCCCGCCUUCUCGUGGGGUGGUGGCGGCAGUGGGAGCGGUGACCCGGCCGCCGAGGGUGCUGCCGGUGGUGCUGGUGGCGAGGAAGAGGGCUCGGGUAAAGGAAAGAAGGGGAACAAGGGGAGGAAGAAGGUCCUUGUGCAGUGGGGAUGA